UGUUGAAGAAAACUGUCUUUUGGACACAUAUGAUGCCACAAAUUUCAACAACGUUUUACUUCCCAUCUUGUUUUCUUUUUACUCGAUCAUGUGACAAGUCACGUGACUUUGAAGUUUGACUCUUACUUCACUAUAGAAACAGUUUCAAAAUGGCGACCAAGGUUCAGAAAAAUUUGUCUAUGAGCUUAUCUGACAUGCCAGGGCUACAUACCGUGAAAGCCCCAAAAACAAAGCUUUUACGCAAACCAAGAGCGCCUCCCCCUAAAUCUAAAAUACCAACACCACCUCCACCCGAGAAAUUUUACAUUGAAGCUGAGCCCAAAGUGUUACCACAUCAGCGAUCUCCAUAUUUGAACCAAACAAAUUCAUCUUUGAAGAAUAAUGUCUCGCCAGUGCCAAGUAUUGAACAUCCAAGCAUGGUCACUCCUCCUCCUUCUGAAGCUGGGCAUGACUAUAUAAAUCACAUUGAACCUGGAGAUGAUAUUGCGUUAGCUCAUAGUCAAAGCAUUGAUAUUGAGGAAUACAGACUAAUGAGUAGGCUAACUUCCCAGCCAUCACCCGUGUCAAAUAGUCUACUAAAAAGUGCAACUCAAAAACAAGUGUCAAAAUUCAACAAAGACGAUAAAAAAUAUGUCCUCGAUGCAAACUACAGAGAAUCAACAUUUGAUGUGAAUGGUUUACAAGAAGAUGGGAUUAAAACAAAGCAAAGCAGUGUAAAGCCAUACAAACCAAGGGGACCAGAUGGGUUACCCAUGAGGAUGCCUAAACAACCUCCUGUAGUUUCUAAUGUUUAUCUCUAUGCAGAUGGGCCUGAGACAUAUCGACCACCAGCAUUUACCCUCGAAGACUUUUUAGUGCAAAUGUCUCAUAUUCAUAAACUAUCACUAGGCAGUGUUAAAGAAAAAAUGCUGUCAAGACAUAACUAUAAAAAAUUGACUCGGAUUCUUGCUGACAAAUGUUUCAAGUUACAACAAACUGAACUAAAGACAGUAAACAUAACAAUAAAAGAUGAAGAUAUUCCUGUGAAAGUUACUCCAAGGGUGCCUCAACAGCAGCUUCUUAUAGAGAUGGCUGCUGUUAUCAAAGAACAGUUCAAGAACAUCAUGAAAUCAGAGGUCAAGACUGUCAUACGUCCAUUGCCAAAGUACUCCCCUCCCUAUAUCCCUGGCACUGCCCCUCACACGGAGAUCAUACUGUAUGAGGAUGACGGGACAGUGCUCCGAGAAAAAUCACUACAAAUGAUACGUGAUUCGACAAUGCCCACUAAGGAUGCAGUUUUCCAGUCUGCAGAUUCAAGACAUUUCCAGGGCUCCAGAAGGAGUAACUCCCCUUUCGCAACCAAUGAGGAGCAAAUUUCACCUGCAGAAUUGUCUGUUCUGGACUGUCUCGUCAGUGGAGCUACUGCACUGAGUCUCAAGGCUCAUUUCAUCUCAGAGAUCCCUGAUAUCCAACCAGUCUCCAGGACCCUCAGAUAUCUGAAUUUAUCCUUCAAUGAUUUCUCUGAAAUUCCUGAGGUUGUGUUUUCGUUGCAUCGUCUUGAGAUUCUGAAACUGCGCAACAAUCCAAUUGAGGAGAUUCCACCUGCGAUAUCUGGUCUGAAGAGACUCCGAUCUCUUGUUAUCUCAUUCUGUAUGCUAAGCUCGGUCCCUGUAAGUUUAUUCCAAUGUGAGAAGUUACGCCAUCUUGACCUGUCAUACAACAGACUGACCUUCUUACCACAGGAGAUGGAAAAUGCAAAUCGAUUACGUGAAAUGAACCUCGAGGGCAACCAAUUGUCUUCAAUGCCUUACGGUGCCUUACGUCUCCCUCGCCUGAAAUACCUGCGAGUUACCAAUAACUACAUGCACCCUCUUUUCUGGAAAGAACACACUAAGAAUGCUCCCCAGCGAUUGAGUGAUCUUGCCGCGUUAUGUUUCACUCAAAGUGGACGACGUGCAAGAUAUAAAACAAUACCAGAUGAAGCUGAAAAGUUGUUGAGCAAGGCUUCUCAGUGUAACUGCUGUAAUGGACCAAUUUACGGACCUGGGUUACGCAUAAUCCGACCAAUUUCUAAAAUAUUCUCUGUCAAAAACCUGCCAUUUUUAUUUCGAGCAUGCUCGCCAUUUUGCCGAGAUGUUUUUAUGGACAGUGGUGAAACCCUACAGGAGAUUUUAUACGGCCAAUCGGAUACACAAAUUGUAAAUACUCAAUCACCAAGUGAAUCACCAAGAGAAUCGUCAAGACAGAACGAUGCCAACAGUACACCACAAAGUAUUAUUUCUGGACCAAUAGGAAUCCAACAAGAUUUCGCAUUACAAAAACAGAAUGUUGCAGUGACAUAG
Molecule: messenger RNA, 2321 nt
Organism: Owenia fusiformis
Lineage: Eukaryota; Metazoa; Annelida; Polychaeta; Sabellida; Oweniidae
Source: the annotation of a GenBank genome assembly